Molecule: messenger RNA, 2019 nt
Organism: Chara braunii
Lineage: Eukaryota; Viridiplantae; Streptophyta; Charophyceae; Charales; Characeae
Source: the annotation of a GenBank genome assembly
CGGCACCGGUAUGGUUACGCGGGAGUGAUUGCGCACCGACCGCUGACGUAGCGAAUUUCUUGCCCUCCGAAGCUCUCGCAAUCAUGGACCAGGAAAGAGAGCGAAGGGUUGUGUGAGAAGGGACUCCGGCGGUUCUUUUGUUGUACUGAACUUCACGGUUGGGGAGUCCGGUCAGAUAAAGUACAUGUUGAUCAAUUAGGUGCACUAGGAGGAGAAGGCGGUCGUAGCAAUCAUGGCUUCUUCUUCUUCUUCUUCCGGUGAAAAGGGACAUUCGUCCGCCCAGCAGCAGCAGCAGCAGCUCCGAGGAAAGACCGUGAUUGUGACGGGAAGCAACUGCGGCAUUGGUCUGGAGACUGCCGCGGAGCUUGCGCGCCGAGGGGCCUCGGUCAUUCUGGCUUGCCGCAGUGUGGAGCGCGCCAAUGACGCCAUGGAAGAGAUACACCGCCGGCAGGCAGAUGCAGAUGUUAUGGCGAUGAAAUUGGAUCUUGGAUCCCAGUCGUCGGUCAGAGAAUUCGCAAAGUCCUUCAAGGCGUUGAGGAAGCCACUCCACGUGCUGGUUAACAAUGCAGGGGCCAAUUUCCGGUCUGAAUCGCGUACAGAGGGGGGGGUCGGAAUCUCUGCCCAGGUGAAUUUCCUAGGGCCUUACACCCUGACCCGGCUGUUACGUGACGAGCUUGUGGCGGGGGCACCCUCCAAGGUUGUCAAUGUGAGUUCAAUCAUGCAUCGAAUGGGGUCCAUACGCGAUGCGCGCGCGUUUCUGCGGGAACCAAAGCAGGGCCGCUAUGACAAUUGCAAGCUGGGAAAUGUGCUCUUCACUGUGGAACUAAACAAGAGGUGGAACAAGGACGGAGUGGAGGCGGCCGCCGUAGAUCCAGGUGCCGUCAACAGUAAUAUAUGGAGGAACAGUGCCUUCUCUCGUCCCCCUCUCAAAUGGGGAUUGCAACUUCUGUUUGCCCCUCCGUCCGACGGGGCCUCUGCAGUUAUACAUGCAGCCACUACGUGUCCAAGCGAGCCUCAUCAAAGAGCUCAUGCAGCGGAACCACGACCUGGUGACUCGUCGUCUGAUGAGGAUCAGGAUUACCGGCGGAACGUUGCUGAAAACACUCCAGUGCGGUUGUUUGCUGAGGGCGCGUUUGCGUCCAAACUGGUGACCGGGCUGCCAUCCUCAAAAUGGAUGUCCGCUGCACAGCCGGCGCUCUACCUCGCAGCGGCUGCCGUCGACUGGCCUGUCCGGAUGGUCACCGGCAAGAGGGUGUUCGGUAAGGUGUACGAAGUUCAGCCAAACCCUGCAGCCUACGAUGCUAGCUUGACGGCGUCGUUGUGGGAAUGUGCUGCUGAAAUGGCUGGUCUUCCUCCCAACGACGAAUGAAUGAUUGAUUAACACGAGCCAGCAAGGCCCUACACAUCCGUACACUGGCAGCCAGGCAUGCUACUUCAGGUCUCUGUCAAUAGGAAUCCCAUCUUUUGCUAAUGUCUUCUGGAUGGUUUCACCGUUUAAAGGAGCGCACUUGGAAUGUGUAAUAGAACACAAGCCAGCAAGGCCCUACACAUACGUACACUGGCAGCCAGGCAUGCUACUUCAGGUCUCUGUCAAUAGGAAUGCCAUCUUUUGCUAAUGUCUUCUGGACAGUUUCACUGUUUAAAGGAGCGCACUUGGAAUGUGUAAUAGAUUUCAACUCGAGAGCUCUGAUGCCACCGUUCACGAGUCCCUGGGCAUUCGGGAAAAGAGAGAGAGAACGGUGUUUCUGUGUGUGUUGUCAUGUUGGCUAUACACAACUCCACAAGAAAGCCAGGACUGUGCCAGACUGUCUCGCUGGACUCUCACCGAGUCAUCAGAAGGUUGAACCCCAACAGUUUGCCCAGGACUCAUUUGACUGAUGGAUAUCUCAAGACUCUUGUCCUGAUAUCAUCCAAAUUCAGUUGUAAAUGGGACGCUGGACCCGUUUUCCAGCAGGUGAUGCUCUCCACCAAUAGAUGGAGCCUCUUCCCUUGUGCUAGCGGUGUCUGCUCUUACCAGCA